AUGGCUACUAGUGAAACCUUCAAUGAGAGACGGCAAAAUCUUCUUCCAAACGAAGUUUCUAAUAACAAAGAAAAUAUUCAAUUAAUUUGGCUUGAUGGAAAUCUGAAUGAUUCUAAUGAUUAUCUUGUCACUCAAUCUAUGUUAAUUGAACUCAAUCCACCUGUUCAGUUUUAUUCUAAUUUUGAUCGAUGUCUCGAUUUAAUCAAAUCAAUCAAAGAUGAACAAAUCUUUCUUAUUGUUUCAGGUGCUUUUGCUCAACAUAUACUUUUACAAAGUCAUCGUUAUCGAUCUUUGGUUGCUAUAUUUAUUUUUUGUUCUGACGAUCAACAUGAUAAACCAUUGAUGCAAGAAUAUAAUAAAAUUAUUGGAAUAUUUACUGAUCAACAUGAUUUAUUAGAAUCAAUUAAAGAAAAAAUGAAUCUAGUUGAAAAACAAACAUUAACAUUUAGUUUUUUUGAUCAAAAACAAAAGUCAUCAAAAGAUUUACCACAAGGAUCAGCAUCAUUUCUAUUACAUCAAAUGUUAAUUUAUGUUCUUAAACAAAUAUCACAAGAUGAACAAUCAAAAAAAGAAAUGCUCGAUAUGUGCCGUGAUUAUUAUAAAAAUAAUAAACAAGAAUUAAAGAAGAUUGAAGAAUUUCAAAAUACUUAUACUCGUGACAAAGCAAUUGAAUGGUAUACUGAUGAAUGUUUUCUUUAUAAACUAUUAAAUAAAGCAUUUCGAACUGAAGAUAUUGAAUUACUCUUUACUUUCCGAUUCUUUAUUACUGAUUUAUGUUCAGUUAUUGAAAAAGAAAAUCAACUUUUGAAAAAUAAUGGAACAUUAACUUUGUAUCGUGGAACACAGAUUCCAAAAGAAGAAUUUGAAAAAAUAAAAGAAAAUAUUGGUAAAAUUAUUUCAACAAAUGGAUUUUUAUUAACAUCACGAAAUAUCAAUGUAUCGCUUCAAUUUAUUCAUAACAAUAAGAAAUUAAAUGAUUUUACAUCAGUUUUAUUUGAAAUUAAAAUAAAUCCAUUAUUGAAAACAGUGAUAUUUGCUGAUGUUGGAAAUAAAAGUCGAAAAGAAGAUGAAGAAGAAGUUCUAUUCAAUAUCAAUUCACUCUUUAAGAUUGUUUCUGUUUGUUUUGAUUCAAAACUUACUGUAUGGAAAGUUGAAUUGAAUGCAACUGAUGAAGGUACGGAAAAAGUUGAAGAAUACCUUUCAUUACCGAAACAACAGAUGGAAGAAUACACACCACUUAUUCAUUUGGGUAGACUUCUCUUGAAUGAAUUAGGUCAAGUGGAUCGUGCAGGAAAAUAUUUUAAUAUGUUACUGAAAGCACUUCCACAAGAUCAUUCUGAUAUUGCAGCUGUUUAUAAUAAUAUUGGUAUAGUACAUAAAAGGAGAGAUGAAUUGAAUUUGGCAUUGAAAAACUUAGAGAUAGCUUAUAAAAUACGUCGAAAACAACUACCUUCAAAUCAUCCUCAUAUUGCUGGUUCACUCAACAAUAUUGGUCUUGUUUAUAAAGAAAAAGGUGAUUUCAAUAGAGCACUCGAUUAUUUUCAACAGGCUUUGAGAAUUUUCGAAAACUUAUAUCCUGAUAAUUAUCUACAAAAAGGAAAGGCAAUCGAAAUCGUUGGGAGAGUAUACAGGGAAAAAGAAGAGUUUGAUACGGCUCUUACUUAUUUGUCUCGUGCUCUCGAGAUGUACAAACAUGUUCUCCCUGAUCAACACUCUGAGAUAGCACGAUGUCUGGGUACAAUAGGAUAUACUCAUGAGAAGAAAGAUAAUUUAGAUAUUGCUCUGGAUUAUUAUCAACAACAAUUAAAUAUGGAAGAACAAUGUUUACCUUUCGAGCAUUCAGAUCUUUUAAAUCAUCUCGGCUGGAUCACCGAUACUUAUAAAACGAUGAAUGAGAUUGACAAAGCUUUAGACUUGUGUCAACAAAAACGUCUUAUUCAAAAAACGAGAUUAGGUGAAUAUCAUCCUCGUAUUGCUCAAACAUUAAUGAUCAUGGCUGGUUUAAUUGAGAGCGACAAUUCAAACGAAGCAUUACAAUACUAUGAACAAGCUCUGUCUGUAUUGGAGAAUUGCACACCAUCUGAUUAUCAAGUCACUUCUGAAUGUUUGACACCAAUGUCUUGUUUAUAUUUCAAUUGUGAUAGAAGAGAAGAUGCAUUACGAUGUGAACUUAAAGCACUGGAACUUAAUCGCCAAAUAUUGUCUUCUGAUCACAUUAACAUCGCAAACAGAUUAAGAAAUAUUGGUCUAGAUUAUGAAGAAAUGAACAACUUAUCCGAAGCACUUCGUUAUUUCAAUGAAAGUCUUUCGAUCUAUCAAGCUAAUUAUGGACUAGAACAUGAAAUGGUGAAGAGAGGUGAAGCAGACAUUGCUAUAUUGAAAGAGAAACAAGUGUCGUUAUCAUAUCAUAAAGAAGAAAAAAAUUCAAGCAAUAAAGCAUCAUCUACUGUCGUUAGCAGUAGAGCAUGUAUAAUUCUUUGA
Adineta steineri is the source of this 2481-nucleotide messenger RNA. Lineage: Eukaryota; Metazoa; Rotifera; Eurotatoria; Adinetida; Adinetidae. The record is from the annotation of a GenBank genome assembly.